This is a messenger RNA of Formica exsecta, 2247 nucleotides long. RefSeq names its product MRN complex-interacting protein. The transcript is spliced from 4 exons. The record is from RefSeq and is a predicted model, not a curated record. Gene Ontology annotation, cellular component: nucleus. Gene Ontology annotation, molecular function: chromatin binding. Gene Ontology annotation, biological process: mitotic G2 DNA damage checkpoint signaling. NCBI's taxonomy places the organism in Eukaryota, Metazoa, Arthropoda, Insecta, Hymenoptera, Formicidae. The coding region runs from base 208 to 753 and encodes 181 amino acids.
UAUAUAUGCUUAUGAUCAUUAUUCAUAAUAUAUAGGUCUGUUCGUAUAAAAUCCGCUCUCUAUAAAUUCAGUACUUUAUGUUGGAUAUAUGCAUGUGCAUCUUGUAUGUUGGCCACACUUGUUCUCACAGAUUUGAAGUUUCGCACAAUUCUUUCUUCCAGUUUUUUUUUUUUUUUUCAAUCAAAUUUCAACUGAUUUGUUUUAACAAUGCCACAAGAAAUGAACGUUUUGUGUUGUUAUUCUUGCAAAAUGUACCAAGUACAUAUAGUUAAAAAAGCACCCAAGUGGAACUGCAAGUUGUGUAAUGCAAAACAAUCUGUACAGCAGAUAUAUUUUCAAGGAUCUGGACGAGAUUGUCGUCUUCAUGUCCAACAAUUGAAUGCUAUGAAAGCAAAUAAUACAUUCUUUAUAUCUUCUGAGCAAGAUGAUGCUUGUGACACAUUUGCAAAUAUUCCUGAAGAAUCGGCUAGUGACAACACUGAGAACAAAUGGACAAAAUAUUUUGAAUCAUCAGAGACAGAAGAUUUGGUUUUUGAUAAGAAAACCGACGAUAUAACACCAGAUGAUACUGAUUCUGAAAAUGAAGAUGUUAACAAUGAGACAAAGGAAUUAUGUUCUAUGAGUUUUAAUCGUAAUUCCUGUAUUGAUGAUAGCUGCGAUAUGCCAGAUAAUACUAAAUCUAACGGGGAUCAUAUCAAUGCCGUCAAUAUUUUUGAGACUUAUGAUGAAUUAGAUGAUCCUCUUGACCUUUGAUUUUCUUAAAUGAUUCACAAAUUUCUUACCUUUUCUAUAAUUUAACAAAAGGAUAAUAGCUAUAUAUUUUAUUGAAAAAACAUGUAAGUUAAUUUUCUGAAAAGUAACAUUUUAUUACAGAAUUCAAUGUAUACAAAAUUCAAAAAAAUAUUUGUUGAAUUAUUUCUUCCACACAUGAAUUUGUUCAACAUCCUACAAUUUCAAUUAAACAUAUAAAUUAUUUGUCUACUUCUCAUUGUCUAUAUAUAUACACAUGUAUAUAUGAUUGAGUUUUUGUGGUAACUGAAUAAUCAUUUUAGUUUAAUGUACCUCUUCUCUUCUUAUAAUCAAAGAGAGAAAUGUGUAGUAUGUCAUACCACAUGGACAAAAUGUUUAUCUUCUAAAUUCUAGACGAUUUGAAUAUAUAUUUUCCUCCUAUUACAUUUGCUUCAAUGAAAAUAGAUGAAUAACAAUUUAAUAUACGAUACAGAGAAUUUUAUUAGGAAAAAUAGAAUGCUGAUUAGAAAAUUAAUUACUAUUGCUACAUAGAAUCUUAAGUUUUUAUACAGCAUUAUAACAUGUAUCUUAAACAAUAAAUUAAAUUUUCAUAAAGUAGUACAUAGUUAUAUCAUCAAAAAAUUUGUGAAAUAUAAAAACAUAAAUUAUAGAAAACUUGUAAUUAUGCUUUAAGCAGCAAUAUUUAUAUGUUAAAUUACACGUGCAUAUUAUCUUCAUAUUUUUUCAGUAGUUAUCUAAUAACUUUUUUUUAAACAUAUGUAUAUCAGCAUUUUACUUUCCCUAAUAUUGUACAUUGCUAAUAAUUAUAUUCAUUCUGCUACUAAAACAGCUGUGCAUUCAUUAAAGCAAUAUAAAAUGGUGACAUAUCACAUGAAAUUAAAACAGGAUUCCAAAUGAAAAUUCUACAAUUAUACGUGCAAUGAUAUUUACAAUUUUCAUAUAAUCUUGAAAAAAUUCUACUAAAAAGUUUAAAUCAUCCAUCCUUGUUCUAGGAUCAAUAUCAAGAUAUAUAAUGAAUAUCAAUACUUGGUAAAAUUUUUUGGCAGUGUGCAUUAUAAGAACAUCUGUAUUUUCAUAUUUUAUAUGAAGGCAAUAGGAGAAUUAAAAAUUAAAUUGGCAGCAUUUGAUAAACAUUUCUUUCCAAUUAUUAUGCAAAUAAUAAUAUUCGCAGAAAGAUCACAAUUGGCAAGGGAAGAUCGAGUCAUUUUUUUCGUUGUGCAUUCACAGUCUUCUAUUAGACAGUUGAUUCUAAUAAUAAUUUGUCGUAUUCAAAAAAAUUUUCAGCCAAAAGACGUUUAUACUAGAAAAGGUAAUAAUAUUAUUUAAUUAAUUUACGAAGAAUUGCCUUUAUACAUACAUGUCAUGCAUAUCUCGAAAAUUUCGAAAUAUGAUUAGACAAGCUUUUUAUCUCAAAUUUUUAUUUAUUUACUAAAUAUUUCCAGUAAACUUUCAAAAAGAGCGAAUAAUUUCUCAUAAAUAAUAUGAAAUGAAAUAAAA